GACACCGAUCCCUUUGCAUGUGCCAACUUCCCGGAGCCGCGCCGGGCCCCCACCUGCAGCCUGGACGGGGCGCUGCCCCUGGGCGCACAGAUACCCGCGCUGCACCGCUUGCUGGGGGCGCCGCUCAAGCUAGAGGACUGUGCCCUGCAAGUGUCUCCCUCUGGAUACUACCUGGACCCUGAGCUGUCCCUGGAAGAGCAGCGGGAAAUGCUGGAGGGCUUCUAUGAAGAGAUCAGCAAAGGGCGGAAGCCGACAUUGAUCCUGCGGACCCAGCUCUCCGUGAGAGUCAAUGCCAUCUUAGAAAAAUUAUAUGGCUCCAGUGGCCCUGAGCUCCGCCGCUCUCUCUUCUCACUAAAGCAGAUCUUCCAGGAGGACAAGGACCUGGUGCCUGAAUUUGUGCACUCAGAGGGGCUGAGUUGCCUGAUCCGUGUGGGUGCUGCUGCUGACCACAACUACCAGAGCUACAUCCUCCGAGCACUGGGCCAGGUGAUGCUUUUUGUGGAUGGGAUGCUGGGAGUGGUGGCCCACUCUGAGACCGUGCAGUGGCUGUACAUGUUGUGUGCCAGCCUGUCCCGCUUGGUGGUGAAGACGGCUCUGAAGCUGCUGCUGGUGUUUGUGGAAUACUCUGAGAGCAAUGCACCGCUGUUCAUCUACGCAGUCAACUCUGUGGCCAGCACCACCGGUGCUCUGCCAUGGGCCAACCUGGUGUGCAUCCUAGAGGAGAAGAAUGGUGCAGACCCUGAGCUGCUGGUGUACACAGUCACCCUCAUCAACAAGACGCUGGCAGCGCUCCCAGAUCAGGACUCCUUCUAUGACGUGACGGAUGCACUGGAGCAGCAGGGCAUGGAGGCACUGGUCCAGCGGCACUUGGGCGCUGCGGGCACUGACAUCGACUUACGUGCACAGCUUGUGCUCUAUGAGAGUGCCCUGCGGAUGGAGGAUGGAGACAUCGAGGAAGCCGCCGCAGGUGGGCGGCGGGAGCGUAGAAAGCCCUCUUCAGAGGAAGGCAAGAGGAGCCGCCGAUCUCUAGAAGGCGGGGCCUGCCAUGUGCGCACCUCGGAGCCUGGCCCCACAGGGCCCUCCUCCUCCUCCUCCAGCCCUGACCCACUCACAAGCCCAGUGCACAGCCCCAUGGGCCCUGCCUCUGGCCUCUGUACCUCUGCGAACCUCUUUCCUGCCCUCUCUGUGGCGUCCUCAGCUGACAGCUCCUGUGAGAGGAGCAUCUACAAAGCCCGGUUCCUGGAGAAUGUGGCAGCAGCAGAAACAGAGAAGCAGGCUGCGCUGGCCCAGGGCCGGGCAGAGGCCUUGGCUGGGGCAGUGCCCGAUGAGGCUGAUGGACACCCAGAUGCCCGCGAACUGUGGAGUUCCCCUGAACCGGUCCCAGUUUCUGUACCCAAAACACCCCAGAGCCCUGCCCCCCGAGUCCUGCUCAGGUCCCAGAGGAGCCUUGAGCCAGAGCCCAAGGAGCCACUGGCUCCACCAAGCCCCAAGGCCGAGCCCACCCAGAAGUUCUCUACCCAUGUACCCAAGCUCUGCAUUGGGGACCUGGACUUCUCAGAUCUGAGGGAGGACGAAGACCAGGACAUACUGAACAUAGAGACUGUAGAGGCUGGGAAAGGGGUCCCGCCCCCACCACCCCCACUGCCCUCUGCCCCUCUUCCCCCAUCAGCGCCUGACGGCCUAGCCCUCCCCACCAAGAGGAAGACAGUCAAACUCUUCUGGCGGGAGCUGAAGCUGGCUGGGGGGCAUGGAAGCUCUGGGAGCCGCUAUGGGCCCUGCUCCACCCUGUGGGCCUCCCUGGAGCCUGUCUCUGUGGACACAGCCCGGCUGGAACACCUGUUUGAGUCCCGUGCCAAGGACGUAUUACCUUCCAAGAAAGCUGGUGAGGGCCGCCGGACAAUGACCACAGUGCUGGACCCCAAGCGCAGCAACGCUAUCAACAUUGGUCUAACCACACUGCCACCGGUGCAUGUCAUCAAGGCUGCCCUGGUCAACUUCGAUGAGUUUGCUGUCAGCAAGGACGGCAUUGAGAAACUGCUGACCAUGAUGCCCACGGAAGAGGAGCGGCAGAAGAUCGAGGAGGCCCACCUGGCCAACCCUGACAUACCUUUGGCCCCAGCUGAGACUUUCCUGAUGACUCUUGCCUCCAUCGGGGGCCUGGCUGCCCGCCUACAACUCUGGGCCUUCAAGCUGGACUAUGACAGCAUGGAACGGGAAAUCGCAGAGCCACUGUUUGACCUGAAAGUGGGCAUGGAACAGCUGGUGCAUAAUGCCACCUUCCGCUGCAUUCUGGCCACCCUUCUGGCUGUGGGCAACUUCCUCAAUGGCUCCCAGAGCAGUGGCUUUGAGCUGAGCUACCUGGAGAAAGUGUCAGAGGUGAAGGACACCGUGCGCAGGCAAUCACUGCUGCACCAUCUCUGCUCCUUGGUGCUCCAGAUGCGGCCUGAUUCCUCCGACCUCUACUCAGAAAUCCCCGGCUUGAUCCGCUGUGCCAAGGUGGACUUUGAACAGCUGGCUGAGAACCUGGGGCAGCUGGAGCAUCGGAGCCAUGCAGCUGAGGAGAGUCUGCGGAGCUUGGCCAAGCAUGAGCUGGCCCCGGCCCUGCGUACCCGCCUCACCCAGUUCCUGGCCCACUGUUCCCGACGCGUUACCAUGCUGCGAGUAGUGCACCGCCGUGUCUGCAACAGGUUCCACGCCUUCCUGCUGUACCUGGGGUACACCGCACAGGCAGCCCGUGAAGUGCGCAUCAUGCAGUUCUGCCACACGCUGCGGGAGUUUUCGCUGGAGUACCGGACUUGCCGAGAUCGGGUGCUCCAGCAGCAGCAGAAGCGGGCCACAUACCGUGAGCGCAACAAGACCCGGGGACGCAUGAUCACUGAGACAGAGAAGUUCUCAGGAGUGGCUGGGGAAGCCCCCAGCAACCCAUCUGUCCCAGUGGCUGUGGGUAGUGGGCCAGGCCAGGGUGAUGCAGACAGUCACGCCAGCAUGAAGAGUCUGCUGACCAGUAAGCCUGAAGAGGCCACACACAGCCGCCGCAGCAGAGGCCUGGUCCAGAGCAGUUCCCCAGUGCCCACAGCAGUGAGGGCCUCCAAUGCACCCCCAGAAGAAUCCCCAGGCUCCAGUUCACCCAGUGACACUUCAGAUGAGAUCAUGGACCUGCUGGUGCAGUCAGUGACCAAGAGCAGUCCUCGUGCCUUAGCUGCUCGGGAACGCAAGCGUUCCCGUGGCAACCGCAAAUCUUUGAGACGGACACUGAAGAGCGGACUUGGAGAAGACCUGGUGCAGGCACUGGGACUGAGCAAGGGACCUGGCCUGGAGGUGUGAAGCCGCAGCCUCCAGAAUAUCUACCUGGGCCACAGCCUGCAUGCAAAAGACUAUAUAGAUUGAGGAGGGGCCAGAGCAGAAUUCUGGGCA
Messenger RNA from Myotis davidii, 3414 nucleotides. It is a transcript of the gene FHOD1, whose product is annotated as formin homology 2 domain containing 1. Gene Ontology annotation, molecular function: actin filament binding. Gene Ontology annotation, cellular component: cytoplasm; cytoskeleton. Lineage: Eukaryota; Metazoa; Chordata; Mammalia; Chiroptera; Vespertilionidae. The transcript has 23 exons. The annotation marks the transcript as partial. Gene Ontology annotation, biological process: actin filament network formation; cortical actin cytoskeleton organization. The record is from RefSeq and is a predicted model, not a curated record.